UGUAUUGUUGUGCCAGCAAACACCCUCGUCUCCACACCAUAAAAGGAGGAGAGUUUCCUGGUUUUUGUCUUCCUCUAGUUGCACAAAUCCCACCUUUUCUGUCUCAAUUUCCUCUCUUUUUUUCUUAGUUUUUCAGAAGAAAUUCAUCUUGCUGCAGCUAGCUAGAGAGCUUCUGCAACAAGUUGAGUGAAAGAAACAAACAAGAGUUGUUUGUAAAUUAAGUAAGGGAAUAUUUUUGAAUAGAUUCUUCUUCCCUUUUCUUUGGCUAACUUCAAUGUCAAACAUCACAAGCUGUGAUAGUGGGAGCUUCUCUACAGAAAAUACCAGAGAAGAUGCAGCAGUUAAGCAGCAACCCGAGAUGCUCGCUCAGUUCCCUAGUCCACAUUCUCUUACUUCAACCACAACAACAAAUAACAGCAAUGCUUCCAACACAAAUUCACAACCACCUGCACCUGUUAAGAAGAAAAGGAGCCUACCAGGAAAUCCAGAUCCAAGUGCUGAAGUAAUAGCUUUAUCACCAAACACACUAAUGGCAACAAACCGGUUCAUAUGUGAAAUCUGCAACAAAGGGUUUCAAAGAGAUCAAAACCUUCAGUUGCACCGGCGAGGCCACAACUUGCCAUGGAAGCUUAAGCAGAGAACAAGCACGGAGGUUCGAAAGAGGGUUUAUGUUUGUCCAGAACCUUCGUGUGUCCACCACAAUCCUGCAAGAGCACUGGGUGACCUCACCGGCAUUAAAAAGCACUUCUGCAGAAAGCACGGCGAGAAGAAGUGGAAAUGUGAUAAGUGCUCAAAGAAAUACGCUGUUCAGUCUGACUGGAAAGCCCACUCAAAAAUCUGUGGUACAAGGGAAUACAAAUGUGACUGUGGUACCAUUUUUUCAAGAAGAGACAGUUUCAUUACACACAGAGCUUUCUGUGACGCACUAGCUGAAGAGAACAACAAAGCCAACGAAGGACAAUUACCAAAGAUAGGUCCAAACUUGCAAUGUCAACAGAUUCCAAACCUUGUUUCCUCGUUACCAAUCAACACCAACGUUGUUCCCAACCCACAACAAAUCGGUGGCACCUCGGAGUUCAACCAUGCUGAACACAAGCACCCACUGUCACUCCCACACGAGCUAAUGCCAAUGCCUGCACCAAAACCCUUCAACUCCAACACUACCAUGGCAGGAACAGUGUUCUCCAGAAGCCUCUCAUCAACCUCUUCACCGUCUCUCCAACUAAGUUCAAACAUAUUCGAGGAAAACGGGCUCCACCUGGCUGCAGGGUCGCAACACAUGUCAGCCACCGCACUGCUGCAAAAAGCUGCGCAAAUGGGAGCAACAGUGACGGAUAAAAAUUUUACCACAAACAUGGCACCGCCGUCGUUUGGGGUGCUGCAACAGCAUCCGAAUGGACAAUCCUUCAUGAACCAGUACAUGCACAGUGGCCAACAGGAUCCCAACGUUAGCAUCUCCGCUCAGUAUAACGGUUUCGGCGCAAAUGGGAUGAGUGGAGGGAGCGUUGGAAUGAACGGUGUGGACAUGUUCAACGCUAUCUUGGACCAAAGCAAGGCUUUAUCAAAGAUCAUAGAGCAAAGCAACAGAAGCAGUAAUGGAGGUGCAACAAAUGGAGGUUCAAGUGCUGCUAUUAACGUCGGUGGAAGUAAAGGAAGUGAGGAUGUGAUGACUUUGGACUUUUUGGGAAUAGGAGGUGGCGGUGGCGGCGGCGGUGGUGGCGGUGCGCAUGGAAACUUUUAUGGUGGUGCUCAGCAAGCAGAAAACGGUGCGCCGGAUGAGGUUUGGAGAAACUGGUCAAGUAAGAACGCAGGGUUUGAAUCAUUUUCAGCAACAAGUAGCAUUUGAAAGGGUGCAACAAAAUUAAACGUGUGUCUUUCUAAAGAGGAAGAUGCAUUGAAUCGUGGACAGUGGUCGAUUACCAUCAGGAGCAGGCAGUGGAACAUUGUAGAACCAUGGAUAAAAUUUGUGCUCAAAUUUUAAAAUUAAGGAUAAUGUCAAUUUCUGAAACACUUUUAUAAUACAUUUUUUAAUCUCUCUUUUA
This is a messenger RNA of Vigna angularis (adzuki bean), 2042 nucleotides long. Its product is annotated as zinc finger protein GAI-ASSOCIATED FACTOR 1. Lineage: Eukaryota; Viridiplantae; Streptophyta; Magnoliopsida; Fabales; Fabaceae. The transcript is spliced from 3 exons. The record is from RefSeq and is a predicted model, not a curated record. Gene Ontology annotation, cellular component: nucleus. Gene Ontology annotation, molecular function: DNA-binding transcription factor activity. Bases 275 to 1846 code for a protein of 523 amino acids.